AUGACGGAAGUUCCAGAGAUGGGAGUGGCAGGCGUCGCCGGCGGAGUCGCCUGCGUCGUCACGCCUUCUCUGGCUCCGACCGCUGUCAAAAUGCAGCAAGGUGUGCGGAGAACGUCCAUCCGCAGAGAGCAAACGCCGACUGAGAAAGUCGAUCUCUCAAAACAGGUAAUUUCAGAAGUUUUCCCCGCGGUCUACCGCAUUCCGUUUGACAUCCACACUUUUUCCUGUCCUUCAAGUUAAAAAAAAAAUUACAAAGUACUGUUUAGUAUUCACAGAAAUUUCGCUAAGUUCAUCUAAAUUUUUUUUUUAGAGAAAUUCAAUUUGCACAUAUUUGCUCCGAGAUCUGUUAUUUCGAACUUAAUUUUCGCAAACCGUAUUAACAUGUCUAUGUAGAUUACAACUGAUUCUGCGUUUGAUUCUGAAUCUUCAUUCUUGGAAAAUUCAACCUUUGUAAGGUAUUCUGAUUGAUGUUUUGACACUGAUUUUCGACCGAAGAAAAAGUUUCAAAAGUUAUUCCGUCGAACGGCUUUCCUCUGGUAACCCUUAAAUCUUUUUUAUGAGUUCUGCGGCAACUCAUCAAAGAAAAACCCUCCAGUUUUUAAUGUUGCAGAGAAAAAAAGCUGGUUAGUUUUUUCCUCUUUUUUCUGGCCGCAAGAGAAAUUCAGCAAUUUUCAUGGUAAUGAAGCUCUUAGUAGUCGAACAAUUCGAAUUGGUACAGCUCACUUGGAAGUUGUCAGCUUUGCGUCAGUCGUUUGUGAAUGAAGGAAAACGGAGGAAAACUGUCUCGUUGAAACAUGACGCUGCUCAAAAACCGGCCAAAGGCUUAAAGCUCAAAAAUUCUCUCCAUUGACGGAAAAACGUUUUUUAUUGUCAGAAACCGGAAGCCUUGCAAAAUGAUGGAAGGAAACUGGAGAUUAAGAUUGAAUUUUCUAGAGAAUGCGAAAAGCAAAACACUUUUUGUUGGAAGGAAAAUUCGUAGGAAUUUGAGAACUCGAAGAAGAUGUAUUCUUUGAUUCAAUGACGCUCUCAAAACAAAUGUUCAGGAUUCGUUGGUCGAGCGAGCCUCUUCCAAACUAACACUUGACGAUGAGCUCUACGACAUUCUCUACGCUUUCGGGUUGGUUGAUACUUCAGUUUUCGAUAUUCUCAGUUAUUCAUUAGAAAUAUGAGAGUAUAGAUCCGCAAGGACGUGACUUUUUGUGACUUUCUCUGAAAAGCUUUGAAUUGUGAGACCAGAGAAGAGGACCACAAGAGUUUUGAUAUAAAUUAUAAAUGCUCGAACAAGCAAUUGAAAGUCGACAAAAAAUGACUGAAAAGGAAAUGAAAAAGAGAAGAGCCGGAAUUGAAAUGAUGUGAAGCUUGGAAGAGAUGGGAUGCUAACAGAAGGUCAUGGGGUGUCAUCCUCGGCCUCGGCUAGUCUCUGAGAACCUCCCUUCGGUCGACGUUGCUUCUUAGCGCUUUCGCGCGGCAUUUUGAAAUAUGUAUCCAGUUGCUUCCAGUUCAACUCUCUCACUUCUUUCUUUUAUUUUUGAUCUCACAAGGUUUGUCGAAAACGACUUGUUUCCAGAAUGUAUUCGGUGAUUCUCCCGAAUGAUCUCAAAUUUUUUUUCACUUCCAAGGUUUUGUUUUCAAAUCAAAAAAGGUAUUACCCGAAAGAAAUAGGUAUCGGGAAAAAAUUGUAAAAGUCGAUAGGUAGGAAAAAAGCUAAAUUAUUUUCAAAAGUUGAUUAGAAGGAAAAAUAGAGUCGUAGAUCAAUCACGAUAGGUUUCCUUAUCUUUAAUAUCUCGAAAUGACAAGCAAUAGAGAAAGAUUUAUCAGUUUUGUAGUUAUUUUCUUCAAACUGGCAUGAUCUUACUGUUCGACGGUUCCAUGGUCUCAUAUCUCCCGCUCAUUUUUUGAUUUUUCACUUUUUCAAAGCCGCAAUUUAUAUCGCUGCUUCAAAAAAAGAUUUCUAAUUUUUUCAAAUUCGGAAAGUUUUCAAUCAGGUUCUGACAAAUUCAACUUUCCAAUUAUUACGCUCAUAAGGUACUUUUUUUCAGUGUGACAAUCAGAUGAAGAGUUAUUUUUCAUAAUAUUUUUUUGAAGUUCUUGUUGAAAAAAAUGAUGAAGCAGAAAGUCAGAGAAGUUAUUCUCCAUUACAAAAUGAUUCGUUCAAACUUUUUAGUGGAGAACCCCCAGAAAGGGCCCUCCUCUCGUUUAUUUCAUAAAUGUAGAUCUGAAAUUUUUUUGUAAAGAAUGAGAAACGACAUUCGAAGUUCAUUUCAAAACACCUAUGGAAAAAUUAACAAUAUUCUUUCUGCUUCUCUUAAAUCUCAUUGAAUCUGCAAGCAGAAAAUCAUUGAUAAGCAUCUCAGUUUAUUUCUUUUGGUUAUUCUGUCUGUUGGAGAAUAUCCUUCACUUUCAAUACAAUUUUUUGUCUUGCCAUGAAGUGUGCCUUGAUUUUCCCAUUUCCUCAAUCGUCUGGAUUUAAUUAUCUAAAGUGAAAGGGCUCCUAUCGCUAAACAAAGACAAAGUGUCUGCCACUAGAAAUAACAAUUUUCCCUUUUCUGCGGGGACGAAGAAAGCAACUCAAGAAGUCCUAGACGACUUUGUGGAUGUUGCUCCAUAUCACAACGAUGGAUGCUUAUGAGUCGGCCAUACUAAAAAGCAAUGUCUUAAAAGGGAGGAAAUGGCUAAGAUUGUUUUGAAAAAUUGACGUCGAGUUUUUUGAACCCAGGCCUCUUGGGAACGAAACCGACAAGAAUCUCUUAUUCGCGCCUUUCCUCGCCCCAGCGUCCAUGACUUCAAUCAUCGCAAUUACCUCCAAAUUUUUCCAAUUUCGUAUCCGUUGCGAAAGGGGAAGUGCAAUUUUUUAGUGCACUUUUGACCUGUGAUCUUAAGGGCAAGCUCCAGAAUUAAUUAGAUUUGACGGAACGGUAGCAUUUUUUUCAAGUUUUUCAAGAAGUAAUCGUGUUUUUUUAAACCAUUUUUUUAAUAUAUUCGAUAAAAAAAAUCUUUUUUUAGCACUUUUUUUAAUGAAAAACUGAUAUGCUUUUAGACUUGGUGCAAAAAAAAAAGCAAAGUACCUUAACGACGUCCCAGAAAACUUGAGCGCUUAGCAAUUUAGCGAAACCGCAAAAUGGUUAUUGGAUGAUUUUUUUUUUGCUUUAUUUACGAUUUCUCGUCCAAAGACCUUUGCCAGCUCCAAGCACUUGAGUCCUAAAGUUUUUCGUCGAGCACUUACGCAGAAAAAAAGAAGAAAAGGUUCAAAGGAGCGAAAAUUCUGUGCUCCAGCUUUCAACGGUUUUCCAGAAGCAAAGUUCUUUGGAUGCCUCAUGAAUGAGGACGGGAAAAGUCCAAAAACUCUUGGAAAGACGUCUGAGAAGCUGCGGAGAGUGACCGACCGUGUGCAACGCGUGUGCGUUGGUGUGUGGCAGUUGUGUUCACCAUUCCGCUGUCCAUCCAUCCCACCACCAUUCAUCAUUAAGAAACGCUUGGUGCUUGUCCCCACUCAAAUCUCGUAAUAUUCGGAGCUCUAUGCGGUUCUGUCGGCUUUGAAUAUGAGCGGCAUCGAAGUCCUGCCUCAAGGACUGCGCGAUAAUCCACUCGUUCUUCGACGAGCUUCUGUAUUCCACGACCUGAUAACCGUCUUCCGUAAAAACACUAAACACUUUCAACCUCCAUCUUCCUCCGAUUUUUUUCCUUCUGAUAAUUUUUCUCCCAGCGCUUCCAAUGUGUGAGUUCUCGUUCGCAUCAUUCAAAUAUUUAAUGAAACUGUGAAACUGGAAAUAUUCGGGUUGAAAAUUUUCUAUAAGAAGAGGUUGGUCUGUUUCAAUCUUCAGAUUUGACUAAGAUUCAAAAUAUACUUUUCAAUAACUUAGUGAGCUCUAAGAAGGAUCUGCUAAUAUCAUUUCCCAGGUUUGGUAAGAUCCGAAGGAUAUUUUUGAAGAAUUGCGAUAGUUGAAAUACUGGGUUAAUAAUUUUGAUUCACUUUGUAAACGUUUAAUUUGAUACAAAUAAAAUUAAAUCGAAAAACAAAAAUGUAUUUUUCUUGAGGAUAGUAGUUGACUCACUCUUCCGAUAUUCACAAGACAAUUUUUUCCCUUAAAACUGAAACAAAGAUCUCUUGGAUUCAGUUUUCCCGUGUUAGAUUAACGUGAUUUUUACGUUCACUGCCAUGGACCAAUCAGUCAGAAAUUAAUUCUUUACACUGGGCAGGCGAGCGUGGAAAUUGAGGCAGCCCUCAACUCAUGUUUUCAUUCAAUUAAGAAAACAGCUGUUGGUUUAAGUCUGAUCAAAACUAAUGUUAUUUGCAGCGAAACGGAUGCUUUUCUCGGGAAAUCGGACAAGCAAAGAGAGACCGACGAGGACGGCAAUCCGUUGACGCGACAGGUUCGAUGGCCCCGCGAGAAGCAGAUUUUCAGUGUUUUCAUUCAGGCCCUUCUUGAGCGAAUCCGCCAGAAGAAAGAAGUUAUCGGAAAGUUAAGAUGUCAGGCAUGGAACAUGACUCGAAAAAGGCGGACGCUGAAGUUGGAAAAAAUCUUCAAGCUCAAAAAGCAUUGUUUUUAAAGAUUGGCCCAAAAAUACUUGGAGCAACACGAAUCGAAAGUCUCUCGAAGCCAUUUGUACAUGGAAGAACUGAGAAAACGGAUCCGACUCAUGAAGCGAAGCUUUUCCAACUUUAAAACGUAUUUGAUACCAUGGGAAGCCAAAAUUAAACGAAUCGAAAGUGAGUUUUUGAUUUAAAAGAUUUCUGAAGCAGUUAUUUUUCAAAUUUCCCGUGCAAAUCUCCUCAAUUUUUCAAUUUAUCCAGCAUGUCAAACGCAAAAAACAACGGAAAACCAAAGACUCGAGAGAUCAAAUGAUCGAAUCGUUACGAUGCAAUUAUAAUUCUUAUUUCGAGAAAAAAUUCUUGAUCCUCACAAUCUUUUUUUCAGGUCAUUUUGGCUCAGUAGUGUCGUCGUAUUUCACGUUUCUCCGCUGGAUUGUGUUUGUAAACGUAGUGAUCACAUUGAUAGCUGUGGUGUUCGUUGUUUUGCCAGAGGUUGUUUGGAAGCCGCCAGCAACAAUUGAUGACUGCUACAAAAUUAAGGCACUGGGAGACUCGGUGGCCGACGAAAGUCGCCAAAAUCGGACCAGGAGUCGCAAACAAAUUCCUCCGAGUGAGAAGGUCCACGCAGACGAAAUCGCCGUUGUUUGGCACUAUGACGUGUGCUCGGAUCUAGGGAUUUAUCUACUUUAUGGGUUACAGGGGUACUUACGAUAUUCCCCUCUCUUCUACGGGUACUACUCGGACGAUCCUUUUCUGGGUGCAAAAGUACGAUAUGCCGUCCCGCUUGCAUAUUUCAUGGUCACAAUAUUCAUCUUCGCCUACAGUUUUUUUGCUAUCUUGAGGAAGUGGGUUUUUCGGUUGGAAGAAGUCAAAUGGUUACUACGAAAUGGGAUUUUUCAAAAAUUUUGAAACUGCUAUGCUUUUUUUUUUCAUCAUGUUGUUUCAGGUUUCCAGUCCUAACUCUUAUUCAUUAAUAUAGGUAAUUUUGAAAUUCAGUUUAAUAGUUGAGUUUAAAUCAGCAAAUGAUAUCAAAUCACACGAAAGAUCUCGUCAUCUACAAAAAAAGGUUUCGCACAAAUGAAAAAUUGCCAUCAAGAGAUUCAAACUGUUUUGGGCGUUUCAUUCAACCCUCAAAUGUUCUUUAUAAAAUUAAUCACUUUUCGUGUACUUCCUUGGGUUUUGCAUUUAUAACAACUCGUCAGAAAUCAGACCAAUCUUUCAAAGAAUUUAUCUUUGUUCAUCCUGAAACUUCUUUGCCACUUUUUCAGAAUGGCUGCAAAUGCCCGUAUGUCAAAACUUUCUGGAAGCAAGGCUGAACAGUACAUUUUCAACUGGAAACUGUUCACUGGCUGGGACUACACCAUCGGUAAUUCUGACACAGCCAGUAACACUGUCAUGGCCGUUGUCAUCAAACUAAGAGUGAUUUUUUCUUUUUUUCCGAAUUAUCAUUAUUUUUCUCAAGGAGUCUAUAGCAGACAGUCGAGUGGAAGGUCAUGGAAAGUUCCGUUGUUUGCAGUUCAGUUUGAGGUUUAAAACAGCUUUCCCAUUUUUCUGAGAAGUUUUUUCAGAGUUUUCGCUAAUUUGGUUAUUUGUGCGAUGCUAGCGUUUUCCAUUUACUGUAUUUCAUUUGCUGUUCAAAAGUCCCAAACGGCAGUUGAGCAGGAGGGAAAUUUGUUCACGAAAAAUCAAGUUUAAUUUAAAUUUUUUUUUCAACACUUUUUUUAUUUUUAGGUUCCUUCUGUCGUAUCAACAAUAACGCAUGUUUUUCCUAUGAUUUUCGAUUUAAUUGGGAGAAUAGAAAAUUAUCAUCCGAGAACGGCUUUGCGAGCUCAUCUUGGACGGUGAGAGUAUAGUCGAUUCUUUGCCGCUUGAAAGUGAAGAUAAGUAGAUUGACAAAGGUGACGCGCUGCGUACGCGAAGCGGUUUUUGGUGGGCAACUUGAAUGCGAACGUAAGCCAUCUUAUUAUUUUUUCUUUCAUUAGAUUUCAAUUUUUGAAAGUUUUGAAAAAGAUUUAACGAAAUGAGAAAAUAUAAAAAACAUUAUUUUUCCAUCUUUCUCGACUUUUAUCUCGACCUUAAGUUCCGCAUUAAAAAACCUCGUUGCUUACGAAACGCUUCACUUUCGUUAAUCUUUCCAUCUCGCUUUUUAAGAGAGGCAGAAUUGACUGAACCAUAUGAAUUUCAAUGAAAACAAAUAACUUUCAGAGUACUUGUUUUAUAUGUUUUUAAACUAUUUGACGUUGAUCUUUGCUCUUUUUCGACAAAAUGGAUGCUCUUCGAAAAAAACGGACUACUCGCAGGACUAUCACUUUCGGUUCAAAAGACAACAAGGGGGCUGGAAUCCAGUAUUCGUCUUUUUUCUUAUUUCCCUUCUAUUUUUGAAAUUGUAGAACAUCGUUCGCCCGCCACCAUACGCUAGUCGAACUUUCGAAAACCGUCACUUGGUCGGCUUCCUCCCUCGGACGACUCAAAGUUAUGAUCUUCCCAGCCAAAGAACCACCAGAAGUUACACAACUCCUUAUACUGUAGGUUUCAUCAUGAUAUCGCUAAAAAAAUAGAAUAAACUGUUUUUGAAAUUAAAAGAGAAAAAAAGAGCUUAUUCUGAUCUUCUGACCGAUUUCCGAAAAGAUCGACUCCUGAAAAUUUUUUUUUAGUUUUUCAGUAUUGAAUAAAGUUAAUAAUUCUGCUCUAUUAAAAUGGUAAACAAUUUAUCUGGGUCUCUCAUCUUCCAGGUUGCUCCUCAAUACGGUCCUUUCAAUGUGAAUAACCCCAAUGCGAUUCUUCGUAACGGGACUCCAAUUGGAGAGUUCGAAGCUCAAAGAGUUGGACCUCAGCUUUUGCCUAUCUUUACACCUCCGCCUAGAACUUUCCCACCACAUUCAUCUGGGAGAGUGGGACAAGUGAGAACAUUAUGUUUAAAAUUGAAAGCUAAUCUUUCUCCUUAGCAAUACGGAGGGCCUGAUUUUGAGAAAACCAAAGUAUAUACGAAAUCAACUCCAUUACCAAGAGUAAGGACAAAACCUCCUUGGAAGUGGUCAACGACAGUUUCGCCAUCACAAGAUGAAUCUCAAACUCAAAUUGUGCAGGUUUAUCGUCGUUUCCAUUUUUAUUCAUCCCGAAAAUAUUCAGCCGGAUCCUACACAAGUCUCUAUGAGAAAUGACUCUCAACUUGGAUCAAGCAUCGAUCUUUCAAACGGUUUUUUUUAUUCUUCGAUCUCACGAGAAAUAUCAAAAAAAAGUAUUUUAUGAUUGUCGUGUUAAUUUUUUCUUUUAAAAUCAAAUAUAUAACAUUUUGUUGUCAUUAAGACACUAUUCACAUGGGUCAAAUGGCGUCCAGAAAAAGUAACGGCGACGAAAUUUACAACAGCGACAUUUGUUGGGAAACGAUAAUUGGCCAAGUUUGUAAAUCUUUGAAAAAAGGUGUCCUGUAACUAACUAUUCAAAGGAAAUAGUCAAGUUGGUCACGAUGGACUUGAUAUUUACUAUUCUGUCGAUUUUGGUCAUUGACUUCCUCCGAGGCGUCUGGAUUAAGUACUGCUCGUCUUGGUGGUGUUGGGACAUCGAAACAACUUUUGUAACAUUUGUUUCGUUUCAAAACUAUAGAAGUUUUUCAGCCAGAAUACGGUGAAUUCAAAGUUGCCGAGAACGUUUUGCACAUCAUUAAUAAUCAAGGUUGUACUGAGAUUUAAACACUUAUUAUAUCUAAUCUUUGAGGAAUGAUUUGGCUUGGACUAUUUUUCGCUCCUCUUUUACCAGCUCUCAACAACAUCAAACUUGUCAUCCUGAUGUACAUUCGAGGAUGGGCGGUGAUGACCUGCAACGUUCCAGCCAGAGAGAUUUUCCGAGCCAGCAGGUUCUUUUUCUCUCGUUUUUUUUUAAAAGAUGUUUUCGUUCAAUACAGAUCGAGCAACUUUUACCUGCUCAUACUGCUUCUUUGGCUUUUAUUGUGUACAUUGCCCGUGGGUUAUGUAAUUGCAUCAACCAAACCUUCAAAAGCAUGUGGACCUUUUGCGUAAGAAAUAUUGCUUGUUCGAUCAAUGACGAUCUAAAUUCAAGCCGUUACGACUAUUUUUACACUGUCGUGACCAGAGAAAUCGAAAAAAGGGUGGAUCAGACUUUCCUCAACUAUAUCAAGCAUAUAGCUUCUCCGGGAGUUGUUAUUCCAAUCAUCUUAUUCCUCAUGUGAGUUUUGAUAGUUUCCAUUUUAAAUCCGUUCAUUCACAGUUUGAUUAUCUAUUUUCUUGUUUCACUGGUACGAGGCCUCCGGGAGGCAAACACCGACCUCCAACAGCAACUCAUCCAUGUCAGUUCUUUCUCAUGAUCGUACACUCUUAGUUGAAAAUUCAGGAGAGAACCGAAGAAAAAAAGAAGAUCUUCGAGCUAGCGGGUGGUGGGAAAAAGCGAAUGGAGAAAAAAGAGAACAGGAAAACUGCUGAAUAUGUGCCAGAAGUGGAACAACGUCGACGCGAAACAUGGAGAGUUUACCAUGAGGUAGUAAAAAAAAAGGAAAACAUUAGAAAAUUUCUCUCUUUAGGGAGAGCCGGACAGAAUUCUUGCUUCUGAUUCUUCGGAUGAGAGCGACUUGGACGACGACGACGAAUGGAAGCAACAGUCUUUGAUUACAAAACCCUACGGCUUAGAAGAAGACCUUCUGGCAAAUCAAGAAACUGUUCAAGUUAUGGCAUUCCAUCCAUCGUUAGGGUAAGAGCUUUAUUUCGUGGGAAAAAUUAGAUCUUUGAGUUUGAAUGAUUUAAAAAAAACUUAGGUCUCUAAUCGAAGACAGGGAAUUGGAAGAUGAAGAAAAUACAGAACAGGCUAAAGUCCAUUUCAGUAGCUCUCUACCAGGUGCGUCUUGUUUGAGUUCUGGGAAAUUUUACUAUUCCUGUAUUCCAGGCACUUCACUCUCACAAAUGCAAAUUGAUUCUUCAAUGGACAGUAUAAGCCAAAUAUCGCGUAACGUUAUCCAAGUGGCAACUCCUGAAGAAAUAAGGUUUUUAUUCGCUGGUUUACUGUUCGAUUGCAUGUUUCAGUGUUGUUCAACAGUUUUUCUAUUUAUUCGGGUUAUGAACUAAUAAUUUCCAAAAAAAAUUACAGUUUUCAGUUUUUCUGGACCUCUUUUUCAAAAAACAACUGUGUCGAAAUUUUUCAAAUUAGGUAUUCUGCGAUAUGUGAUUGUUUUUUACAGACGGAUUUCUUAGAUUCUUAACUUUUUUUCUUCACAAAAAAAAUUUCAACUAGUUAAAAAAAGUUUACGACUCUUUAAGAAUAUAAGAAAAUGCUUCCGAAAAUUGGUAGAUUCAAUACUGACAAGAUCUAUGUACUUAUUUCUGAUUAUUCAAUGUAUAAGAAUGCUGAGAACAGACUCUUGACGCUAAAAAGGAACUAAGGUGAGAAUAAUCUUUUUGCCAAGGUCCGAAAGCAUACACUUUCGCGACGACCAACGAUACUCUCGUUAACAAUUUCGAUUUUUACCGUUGCUUGAAAAAUAGGAAAAGUCUUCUGGGGAUAAAACCUUCGCAAAAAGCUCUGAAACAGCUCUUGAAGAAAAAAAUUGUCUACAAUAAAUGCACUGGAGAAGAAGCACAACAUAAGAUUUCUUCGAUUCAACUUUUCCCAACGAAAGUGUGUCGUUGUCCAGACUGUCGUGUCGUUAAGCAUGCUGCGUGAAAAGACUUCACCCGCAUGCCUAUCAUUGCAGAUCCUUGCUGCGGCCUUUGCUCGAAGCUCAUUACGGCGUGUCCAUGACUUCAACUCAUCCUUUCCCUUCCGAAAUCCACUCUUCACCGACCAUUCUCACUUCUAGACGCUCGUCUAAGUGUAGUUCGUUCGUGUCACUCUAUGAGUCCGCCAAAGAAGAUCUUUUGCACUCAAAGUGGGUUACAAUCCUGAAAUGUGUGAGACUUUUUUACACCUUUUCUCAUAAAUUUCUAACGAUUUUUUUUUGUCACUAACAGCUAGUUUUAGUUUCAUAAAACUUGCUCAAUUACUAUUUUCAAACACUGUUCUUUCAAUCAAAUUUCAGAUAUUCAUCGCUUACAAAACUUCAGUAUGUUGUAAUGUUACAUUCCACGAUUUGAAACAACAUGACGCAGCAUUUUUAUUUCAGUCAUGCAAUGGUGCCCCACAUUUGAAUUUGGCAUUCCCUGCAUUACUAAAAUUUUCAGAGUUUUGAAAUUCGAUCCAAAUAUUUAUUUUAUCAGCUAAAACAGAAUCGUAUUGCACGAAUUCGAAAAUUUUGUGAGCUCCAAAAAUGCUGCACUUUAGCGUUCUAAGUUGUCACGAAAGCAAAAAAUUCUUCACUUUUUCUGUUCCUCUGAACAUUUUGAAAACUUCAGAGCGCUAACAACGACAUCUACCAUUUACGAACUCCCUGAAACGCAACCUGAGGUGCACCAGAAAAUCAGAAAAGAGCCGAUCGAAAAAAGCGACACGGUUCUAUUGCGAACCAAACGAGCGCCGUCGGUAGAAAGACAAGAGACAAACUCGUCAAAAAACAAUAAGUAUGCUGCAAACUUUGCUCAAAAAAAAGUUUCUUUUUCUCAGAUAUAUCACGUCGGAUAUCUCACCGCAGUUCCUACCGUGGCCUUCCUUUGAAGAAGUCCUUUUUCUCGUUGAACUAAACACUAACGUUCAUUUUGUAGGCCAAAAACAUCCGAGAAAGAAUGAAACAGAAGACUCCUUUGCCUUUGAAAAAGCUCUCUAAAGAAGAUAUCUCGCCUUUGGCUGAAGUUAAAGUUGAGGAAAAGGCAAAGUUGGAAUACCGACCGCCAGUUCCAAUCCAUCGAAAGUAUCAGGUCGUUUUGCCAUUUCUGCAGGUUUAAUCAAUUAACUCAGACGGCGACUGGUUCUGAAGCUGAAAAUUUGAACAAAUCGACAGAUUCAAGCAAGAGAUUCCGUAUAUCUGUGUCGCCAACAAAGACAGUACAAUCGAAUCAAGGAAACGAGUGAGUGACCAGAAAAUUGUCAUUUUGGAUGGAAGUCUUCAGGGUAACGCGCAAUUUGAUCCAUCAAGCCUCGAGCGGCUCCAUUCCGACGCAAAGCCGUCAGAGCGACAUCAACCAGAACCCGGUGGUUGCAGCUUCGCCGAGAGCUCCGCGGGUGCAGUUUGGAGAAGACGACAGCCCUCGACUACUUGAGUGA
Molecule: messenger RNA, 11671 nt
Organism: Caenorhabditis auriculariae
Lineage: Eukaryota; Metazoa; Nematoda; Chromadorea; Rhabditida; Rhabditidae
Source: the annotation of a GenBank genome assembly